Molecule: messenger RNA, 1140 nt
Organism: Plenodomus lingam JN3
Lineage: Eukaryota; Fungi; Ascomycota; Dothideomycetes; Pleosporales; Leptosphaeriaceae
Source: RefSeq, a predicted model, not a curated record
AUGACACCCGGAUCAUGUGGCCUUUGCCCGUCUGAGAGAAAGUUCGUUCAAAGGCGAUGGCUCAAGCGAACGGGCCCAGCAAAUAAGGACAGGGGGGAGACAAUGGCGCAGGCACAAGCAGAUCGACGGAAAGAAGUAGACAGUAAAAGGGAAAAAGCCUUCUUCUCCCCCUCAAGACGUCUGAGUCAGCAAGAAUUGGGAAGUUGGACUUCAGGUGUGGUCUGCAUGCCGCGCCAAGCCACUUACGGUACCCGCACUAGCGCCGAGGCCAUAUACAAGCAUAGAUCCACAAUAAUGCCCGCCGAAUCCAACGACGAGGCGCCGGCGCGGAAUCCCUCACCAACUUCCGAUGCGCCCCGUAGUGACAGCACUGGCCACGAGGGCAGCAACGUGUCACCCGCACAGGCAGUGGAAAAGGCUGCGACCAAAGACGACAACGGCAAUGACGCACCAGACGCCAACCCGCCCCUCCCGGAUGAGGACGCUCCUCCCCUGCCCAACGAGCCACGUCCCGAUGAAGAGGACGAUGGCUGGGAGGCUUUGCUCGACCAGCAUGGCAACUACUACUUCUACAACCACAAGACUGGACUGUCCCAGUGGGAGAACCCCCGCGUCCCUUCGGCCUCAUCCUACUACGGCUCGUAUGACAGGCAAAGCUAUAGUGGUGCAGCCUAUGUAUCGACAGCAUCGGGUGCGCCUGGCACAAGUUCUACUCCUAAACGCAAGUGGGGGGGCUACAAUCCGGCCAUUCAUGGCAGCUAUGAUCCAAACGCCGAUUAUGCUAUAGAGGCGUCCAAGGAGGAAGAAGCAGCUGAGCAAGCCGCUGCCGCAGCUGCCGCUCUGGCAGCUGGCCGUCCUGUAGUUCCUGCACACGACUACACGACCACUGCCCAGUUCAACAGGUUCACCGGCAAAUUUCAGCCAGCGGACAUGGGUCCUGAGCUGCAUAAUGACGAGAACAAGAGCAAGCGUCAGAUGUCUGCCUUUUUCGAUGUGGAUGCGGCUGCAAACAGCCACGAUGGCCGGAGCCUCAAAGCUGAGCGUCGUGGAAAGCAUCUCAGUAAGCAGGAGCUCAAGGCUUACAAAGAAAAGCGCCGCGACAAGAAGGAAGAGAAGCGCCGUGCUUGGUUGAGAGAUUGA